Molecule: messenger RNA, 2831 nt
Organism: Vigna umbellata (rice bean)
Lineage: Eukaryota; Viridiplantae; Streptophyta; Magnoliopsida; Fabales; Fabaceae
Product: glucose-1-phosphate adenylyltransferase large subunit 1-like
Biological process (GO): glycogen biosynthetic process
Molecular function (GO): glucose-1-phosphate adenylyltransferase activity
Source: RefSeq, a predicted model, not a curated record
GGUUUUUUUGGAUCAUUUCAUAAUCGAAGUUAAAUUAGAAAGACGCAGCAUGGACAUUAUAAUUUGUUAUUUUUAUUUUUGUCAAGGUAACCUGGUUUCAACAGUGCAAUGUGGCUGUAUCGUUUUCUCAAGCCAGUACCUAAUAAUCUGAUUCUUGGCAGAGAACACAUUAUUAAUAGUACGACAAAGAUUAUAAAAGAGAACCGUAAAUUGCUGUUUGGUAGAUUCCAAAAGCACGCACCUUAAUUAACGGACCAAAACCUCAAAAGAGGAUGGAAACAGCGUACAUGAUCUGACAAAAACAGCGUGCAUUAGGGAAUAAGGAGCAUUUUAGCUUUUAGUAUGUUAUAAGCUGCUUAAGAAUCUUCAGAAACUUAUAGCUCGGUUUGUGUUGUUCAAGAGAUUUUCUGAUUGAAAUGAAAAAGAAAAAAAAAAGGUUGGUGGGUUUCCAUGUUGGUUUGAAGCUAUUAACUAAUAAGCCAUUCCUUGCUCUACCUCGAGGAAAUCCCACCUUGCUUUAAUUCUUUUAGAUAUUUCAUAAAACAACAUGAUACCCAAACAAGACAUACAAGACAUAUAUGCUGCUGCUUUAAUUUCCCCCCUUUCCCUCUUCCCUUGUACAUUGCUUAAACAGAAGGGUCUCGUCUCAUCUCUAUUUCCAUUUAUAUUCCUUCCCGUUAAUAGAUUAUUAGGUACUGGGGAGCAAAAUCUCUCUCAUGUUUUCGUACAUUUCAAUUUCCAUUUAUUCACCUUUUUUUUUUCUAUAUUUUAUACUCUAGAUAAUCUAGCUGAAUUAAUUCUGCUCGGUGCUAUUAAACUUCGGCUCUGAAUAAUAAUCUGAUUGUUCAAUCAACCGCUUGUGAGAAUAACCAAAUAAGACGGUUGUCAUAGUGCUUAGCAAUUUACUGAAUUUAGAAAUGAUGGUGGCAAGUGAGCUACAAGGACUUUCCAUGUCCCUGGCUUCAAAGAAGCCAACCUUCCACCGUGACAAGGAUUUGUCUUCCUCAUUCUCUGGUAGGAGAGUGAACUUGCUUCAAUCAAAGAAUGUAGUAUCUGGUUUUCGUCCGGGAAAAUUCUUUAGUGUCACACACAGAAACACAACCAGAAGAUUUAUGACUAUGUCUACUCUUGCAGAUGUUGCAAAUGACUUUAUGUCCCUUCAAUCACCGAUACUUACAGGAAGAGAAGCCAACCCAAAGACUGUUGCAUCGAUCAUAUUAGGCGGAGGAGCUGGAACUCGUCUGUUCCCCCUUACUCAAAGAAGAGCUAAACCUGCUGUACCAUUUGGAGGAUGCUAUAGACUAGUUGACAUACCGAUGAGUAAUUGCAUUAACAGUGGAAUUAACAAAAUUUACGUCCUCACUCAAUAUAACUCUCAGUCCCUCAACCGACACAUUGCUCGAACAUAUAAUUUAGGAGGUUGCAUCAACUUUGGAGGUGGUUUUGUUGAGGUAUUGGCUGCAACUCAAACACCUGGUGAAUCAGGAAAAAAGUGGUUUCAGGGUACAGCCGAUGCUGUAAGACAAUUCCUUUGGUUGUUUGAGGACGCUGAUCACAAAAAUAUAGAGAACGUUCUGAUAUUGUGUGGUGAUCAGCUCUAUCGAAUGGAUUACAUGGACAUUGUGCAGAAGCACGUUAAUUCAUGUGCUGAUAUAUCAGUAUCUUGUCUCCCAGUGGAUGGCAGUCGGGCCUCUGAUUUUGGAUUGGUGAAGGUUGAUGAAAGAGGACGGAUAUGCCAGUUCUUAGAAAAACCUAAGGGCGAAUUGUUAAGAUCUAUGCAUGUAGAUACGAGUAUUUUUGGACUAUCAGCUCAAGAAGCAAGAAAAUUUCCAUACAUCGCAUCAAUGGGUAUAUAUGUGUUUAAAAUAGAUGUUCUGCUAAAAGUUCUCAGGGGCUGUUAUCCUAAUGCAAAUGAUUUUGGAUCUGAGGUCAUUCCCUUGGCUGCAAGAGAUUUUAAUGUCCAGGCAUGUCUUUUCAAUGGUUAUUGGGAAGAUAUUGGGACUAUAAAAUCUUUCUUUGAUGCGAACUUGGCUCUUAUGGACCAGCCGCCCAAGUUUCAGUUGUAUGACCAGUCCAAGCCUAUUUUUACUUGUCCUCGCUUCCUACCACCAACUAAAAUGGAGAAGUGUCAGGUAAUUAACUCUUUGAUUUCAGAUGGUUGCUUUUUGAAAGAGUGCACAGUACAACAUUCCAUUGUGGGAAUUCGAUCACGACUUGAUUCUGGAGUGCAGAUAAAGGAUACCAUGAUCAUGGGUGCUGACUAUUACCAAACAGAAGCUGAAAUUGCUUCCCUUGUAGCAGCGGGAAAUGUUCCAAUAGGCAUUGGGAAAAAUACAAAAAUUGUGAAUUGUAUAAUUGACAAAAACGCAAGAAUUGGAAACAAUGUAAUUAUUGCAAACAAAGACAAUGUGCAGGAAGCAGACAGAGGAUCAGAGGGGUUUUAUAUUCGAUCAGGAAUCAUUGUGGUGUUAAAAGACUCUGAAAUAACCAAUGAUACAAUCAUUUAAUCAUCACUUCAAUUUUUCACUCAGAAUAAAGGGCUAGCUCAACCAUCAAUUUUUGAAUCUUCUUCAAUCAUGGGAAUCAAACAAACUACACAUUUAUUUCACUUCCUUCAACAUUUUUGUUGGCUCAUUCAACAGAACAGCCAACAAAAUCAAAUUCUUUCUACACCUUUAUUUGUAUGGCUGAUAUAAGCCAAAAUGGUUAAAGAUUAGUUGAGAUUAUUUGCAAGAUUGAAUAUUACUUUUAGUUUAAAAGAAAUCGAUUACAGAAAUAAAAGAAGCAUAUCUCAUUCUGGUUUAAUCAUCAACUUUAUCCAAUAUGCAAGU